AUGACGACGAACACUUCACAAAGUCCGGUCCCGUUAAUUCAGGAAAAGUAUAACGGUGCACCGGAGCGAUUGAGUAAAGAAGCAAACGAUGUUCGGGCUCGUCUAUCUUCAAACCGCACACUCCCGACUAGUCGACCGAGAAAAGGUGCUGUGCGUCUCCCACCAGACGUCUCAUCCGCGGAGUUCGAAACAGCGAUCAAAGAAUUGCGGCAAGCAAUAGGUGUUGAAAAUGUCGAAGUUAAUGACAAGGCAUUGGUAGAUGGAUGGUAUCUAGAACACCCGAAUACUCAUGAUGCAUUUCACAUCGCCGAGCAAGAAGAGCUUGUGAGCAGUGCGACAGUCUACCCGGGGUCCACAGAAGAAGUCCAGACGACAGUGCGGUGGGCCAAUAAAUUUGGCAUCCCAAUCUACCCUAUCUCUAUUGGCCGAAAUCUUGGUUAUGGUGGUGCAGCACCACGAGUGCCCGGAGGCGUCGUUCUUGAUCUGGGUAAACGGAUGCAUCAAAUCCUAAAUAUAGACGCUGAGAACGCCAGUUGCGUCGUCGAGCCCGGCGUCACAUACUUCAAGCUCUAUGAGGAAAUACAGAAGCGGAAUCUUCCGUUAUGGAUUGAUACUCCUGAUUUGGGCGGUGGUAGCGUUCUAGGUAACGCGAUUGACCGUGGGGUUGGUUAUACGCCAUAUGGUGACCACUUUGCGAACCAUUGCGGUAUGGAACUCGUACUUCCUAACGGCGAGUUAUUACGCACGGGUAUGGGUGCUAUGCCAGGCCCAGACGGAACAGACAAUCCCACAUGGCAAUCAUUCCAACACGCUUUUGGUCCAUCCGUCGACGGAAUUUUCUCGCAGAGUAAUUUUGGCAUCGUAACUAAAAUGGGAUUUCACCUGAUGCCGGAAGCACAACAUCAGUCAUACUGCUUCACAUUCCUGCGAGACGAAGAUUUCGAACACAUCGUGGACCUCAUUCGACCGUUAGCCCAAAAGCGCAUUCUUGGGAACAUCCCCCAGUUGCGUCAUGUAAUCCAAGAGCUUAACGUCACAGGUCUGCGACAAGCAGAUUGCCAUACCGGAUCUGGACCGUUGACACGCGAAGAAAUCCGAGUAGCAGCCAAGAAAUUACCACUUGGCGAAUGCUCCUGGGUCUUCUAUGGCACCCAAUAUGGAUCAACCAACUCAAUCGCCGAACAACUCGAAAUCAUCAAGGCCGAGUUCGCAAAGAUUCCAGGAUCGCGAUUUUUCCUACCCAAGGACCUCCCCAAGGGUCACUACCUGCACGACCGAGCUUUAGUCUGCAGCGGUGUACCGGUCUUGCGUGAGCUUGAGUGGCUUAAUUGGCUUCCUAAUGGCGCGCAUUUGUUUUUCUCGCCGAUUGCACCGACGCGUGGCAAAGACGCACGCAUAAUUCAUGAGAUGAUCGUCGAGGCGCACAAGCGCUACCGUUUUGAUCUCUUCCCAACACUGUGUGUGGCGGGACGUGAAAUUCAUUAUAUCGUCAACGUUAUAUAUGAUAGGGCCGACCCGGAUAUGAAGGAUAGGGCUGUACGCAUGAUGCGAGAACUUAUUCAGAAAUGCGCAGCGAAGGGAUUUGGCGAGUACCGUACCCAUCUGCUGUUCGCAGACCAGGUUGCUGGAACGUAUAAUUGGAAUAACUCGGCCUUUAUGCGGUUUAAUGAGACGAUCAAGGAUGCGUUGGAUCCUAAGGGUAUUCUAGCGCCGGGUCGAAACGGUAUUUGGCCCAAGCGGUUUAGAGGGAAAGGAUGGGAAUUGACUGAGAAGGAUGUUGAUCUGAGGUCGAUCGGACCGCGUCUCUGA
This is a messenger RNA of Hypoxylon trugodes, 1809 nucleotides long. RefSeq names its product vanillyl alcohol oxidase. Gene Ontology annotation, molecular function: D-lactate dehydrogenase (cytochrome) activity; D-lactate dehydrogenase (NAD+) activity; FAD binding. The transcript has a single exon. The record is from RefSeq and is a predicted model, not a curated record. Gene Ontology annotation, biological process: lactate catabolic process. The coding region runs from base 1 to 1809 and encodes 602 amino acids. Gene Ontology annotation, cellular component: mitochondrion. Lineage: Eukaryota; Fungi; Ascomycota; Sordariomycetes; Xylariales; Hypoxylaceae.